Xiphias gladius (swordfish) is the source of this 3062-nucleotide messenger RNA. It is a transcript of the gene vash1, whose product is annotated as vasohibin 1. The record is from RefSeq and is a predicted model, not a curated record. Gene Ontology annotation, biological process: regulation of angiogenesis. The transcript has 7 exons. The coding region runs from base 724 to 1731 and encodes 335 amino acids. NCBI's taxonomy places the organism in Eukaryota, Metazoa, Chordata, Actinopteri, Istiophoriformes, Xiphiidae. Gene Ontology annotation, cellular component: cytoplasm.
GUGUCUGAGCGGCUCGCUGGACGGGAACCCAACCCGCAGUCGCUGAAGCCAAGGCGAGCAUCUGAAUGAACAAUGAACCGGCUGACUGGGAAGGAAAUGUGGAGAAACGGACAUGAACUGGACGUAUGAGGAGCGCCGUGUCGGGGAUUGUACAAGAGCACUGAUUUGCUGGGUAUCUGUGGAGUGAAUGACCUCUAACGGUACAGGGAAUUAGUCAUUUCUAGUACUUUGUUGUCUGCAGAGUCAAUCCUCUUAUAGACUGGGAUAGCGUUUCAUUUGCGGGCUUGUGUUUGCUUGUUGAUGAAGAUUCACAGUAUCGUCAAUAGGGCAUUAGGCUAGAUGUCUUAAUCUAUACAUUUAUAUCAAUAGCUGAUUAUUGGGUGGCCUCUAGUCUAGUAGAAUUUUUUACCAAAGUGCUAAAUAGUUGCUGCAAAGUCAAUCUAUAUUCAAAAAAAAGAGGAGUUUUUUUUGCAAUCCACUUAUUAAAUCAUUGCUUAAUAUUCACUUGCUUCAACCGCAGAGGUGAGUUUUAUUUACAGAAGAUUACAUUUAAGACAUUGCUGCACUGACUCUUUGAGACACUGGUGGCACAAAGCUGUUGGAUGUCAUGAGCUGGCCAUCUGUCGUGGGAACCCACUUAAACCUGCAAGCAGAUUAACGUGUGAAAGGGACCAAGUCAUCAGUCAGGACAUUUUUGUCUGUUGGCUUCCUGGUGGAGGAGGGAUGCUGAGGGCCACUGUGGGCUCGGUGGAAGAGAGAGAUGAGGAGCAGGAGGAUGAAGGUGACGAAGAGUUGAGGGAUGGAGGGGUGCCUUUCUAUGUGAACAAAGGAGGCCUCCCGGUGGAUGAGGAGACUUGGGAGAGGAUGUGGCGCCAUGUGGCUCGAAUCCACCCCAACGGUGAAGCUUUGGGGAAGGAGAUCCGGGGUGCCACUGACCUGCCCAAGAUUCCAGUACCAAGUGUGCCUACAUACCAACCUGCCACCACUAUCCCACAGCGCCUGGAAGCCAUACAGAAAUACAUCAGGGAAUUGCAGUACAAUCACACGGGAACACAGUUUUUUGAAAUCAAGAAGAGCCGUCCUCUUACUGCGUUGAUGGACAUCGCUAAAGAGAUGACACGGGAGGCUCUGCCAAUCAAAUGUCUGGAGGCGGUGAUCUUGGGGAUUUACCUCACCAACAACAUGCCAGGUGUGGAGCGCUUCCCCCUCAGCUUUAAGUCUCAGUUCUCAGGGAACCACUUCCACCACAUUGUGUUGGGAGUUCACAGCGGGGGACGUUUUGGCGCGCUGGGCAUGAGCCGGAGGGAGGACCUCAUGUUCAAGCCCCUGGAGUUCCGGACACUGAUGGACUUGGUGCAAGAAUUUGACGGCGCCUACAGGGGCUACUGGCACACCCUCCACAAGGUCAAGAUCGGCCAGUACGUGUCCCAUGACCCUCACAGCGUGGAGCAGAUAGAGUGGAAACACUCGAUACUGGAUGUAAACAAGCUCACCAAGGAGGAACUACGGAAGGAGCUGGAGAGACACAGUCGAGACAUGAGGCUGAAGAUAGGAAAGCCUGCACCUCCCUCUCCAACCAAAGACAGGAGAAACAGCAUGGGUUCACCCCUCAGAGGACCGAGCAGCCCCAUACGCAGGGUCAGCCGUGUCGAGAGACGUCCCUCUGGAGAGAAGAAGGUCUUGGAGCAAAAAUCAUCGGCAGACAUGAACGGAUACCAGAUUCGAGUCUGAGGAAGAAUUUUAGUUUGAUUGUGAAAUUUAAGGUACCACACACUUGUUUCAUGGGGCUAUUGGUUUACUUUAAGGCUUAAUUCUUUGUACACACUGGCCUAUUCACAGGAAGCAAUGUUGAAUAGGUCACCAGCAACUUUUCCUCCCAAAACAAAUGCCUCAUUCUGCUUCCCUAUGUCCGUGUUGAUAGAGGCUUUUUCUGGAGCAGUUACUGUGCAUAGUAAUUGGUGCUGGCAAUGCUCCCAAAUUAUAAAAAAAAAGGGGUCAAAAGUGCAGUGAUUUGUAAACGUUUUUAAAUAACUGCAGAGUUUUGCUGACUGUGCACAAUGUGAAAUAUGACGCUUCCCUGAAGCUGGGCAAGACUACCACUCAGUGUAAAUGUGCUACUGGACUUAUCAUAGGGUUUUGUGGUGUUGUUACGUUCAACAAAAGCUCUUAUGGCUUGUCUGCAAUUUGUAUCGUCGUACUGUAAGUGUGCAAAUACAUGUAAUGUAAUUUUAAAUCCACUUAGGCUCUGCUGGGCAGCAAAUGCUUGUGUAGUGACUAGUUUGUAAACCACUACCCUUGUGCCUUGUAUGACAACUCAAAGAGAAGAGAAACACUUUUUAUAUCCAAUCCAUUAUUGUCAUUGCCUCACUAAACACAUAGCAGUGUAAUCUCUGCUCUUCCAAAUUACUAUGAAAUAAACUGUGUGACAGUUAAUGUCCAGAUGCUAACAUGUUUAGCACGCUAUUGACCUUGCAGAGAUGUUGACUGAAUAUGGGAUUGAAUACAGUAUAUACCUAAGUACAUGCAAGUGUAAGAAGGCAUCUAUUGAGCAAAAACAUGUCCUUCUGUUUGCUGAAUAUAAAAUCUUUCAAUUUGCAAAGACAGUUAUCAAGGUGACUUAUGGCAACACAGCUGACUGACCUCAUCUGCAUUUAAUGUAGAUGUAAAUUAUUGAGAAGUCAGUAUAUAUGUACUGUAUAACUGCUUUAUAUAUACAUUGUUUCUAACUUUUAUUUUGAAGCAACUUUAUCCAAUAUUUCAAUUGCCUUAAGUGGUAUCCUCGCAACUGACUUCCAUUUAAGCAAAGGUGUAAAGAAGUUUGUUUACAGCACUUUUAUCUGCAUUUUCUAAUUUUUUUUAAUUGGAAAUUCUGUCAUUUUAUACUUCCUUCAGUGUUGGUGAUCACUAGCAGACCACUUAAUAUUUACCACGCACUGUUCUAAAUAUGUUGCCACAGCCAACAUUUUUAUGUGUACAGUAGGUGUUGUCCAUUUUCAUUUCAAUGUUCGAUAACACAAUUGUUUUGUACCAAAAGACUGUUGAUUUACAGGAUCACAAUAAAG